AUGAAUGAACAAAAACAAGGUGACGCCCCUACUGAAAGCAACAAUGUGGGAAUAGAAUGGGUAAUAGAUUAUGGUGAUCAAUUUACAACUUAUUCGAUAUUCAAUGGUAGAGAUGCAUUACUUAGAUGGGCUUGUGCACAAGAAAAGAUGAGUAAUAUUGUAAUUGUAAUUAGAAUGUCUGAUUAUGGAGGUGAGGGUAAGAGGAGACAUCAAGUAAUACUUGCUUGUGAGAGGAGUGGUAACUAUAAGUCUUGCAAGUCUAGUGAGACAACUGAUGUAAGGUCGGAUGCAAAUAGGGAUACGAAAAAGUGUGCUAAGGACACUGGUACCAAGAAAUGUGGAUGCCCAUGCUAG
Molecule: messenger RNA, 354 nt
Organism: Prunus armeniaca (apricot)
Lineage: Eukaryota; Viridiplantae; Streptophyta; Magnoliopsida; Rosales; Rosaceae
Source: the annotation of a GenBank genome assembly